This is a messenger RNA of Leptosomus discolor (cuckoo roller), 1827 nucleotides long. NCBI's taxonomy places the organism in Eukaryota, Metazoa, Chordata, Aves, Leptosomiformes, Leptosomidae. The record is from RefSeq and is a predicted model, not a curated record.
GAUCAAAUGUGCCUGAUGGUUGCGGAUCUGCUGGAGUUCAUGCCCGUCAGCAAGGACCUGCGGCUUGCGGCCGGGACCGGCCACCGCCUGCGGCUGGCCUUCUCCCAGUCCCUGGGGCUUUACCUUGGCGUGUACAUGCACGCACCCAAGCGAGGGCAGUUCUGUGUCUUCCAGCUGGUGAGCGCCGAGAGCAACCGCUACAGCCUCGACCACAUCUCCUCCCUGUUCUCCUCGCAGGAGACUCUCGUGGACUUUGCCUUAACCUCGGCCGAGAUCUGGGCGCUGUGGCACAACGACGAGAACCAAACCGUGGUGAAAUACAUCAACUUUGAGCAGAAUGUCGCGGGCCAGUGGAACCAGGUCUUUGUGCAGCCGCUGCCUGACGAGGAAGUGACGGUUCGACACGAUCAGGACCCCAGGGAAACCUACCUGGAGUAUCUCUUCAUGCCUGGCCGGUUCUCGAACGCAGCGAUCCAGAAGGCCCUGCAGAUCUUUUCUCAAGGAACCGAGAGACACCUGGAUCUGACGUGGGAUGAGUUAAAAAAAGAGGUGACCUUAGCUGUGGAAAGCGAGUUCCAGGGCAGCGUGACGGAGUACGAGUGCUCGCCGGAGGAGUUUUGGCAGCUGCAGGUGGAGUUCUGGUCCAAGUUCUACGCCUGCUGCCUUCAGUACCAAGAAGCGCUCUCGCGGCCCCUGGCCCUGCACUUGAACCCCUACGCCAGCAUGGUGUGCCUGCUGAAGAAGGGCUCCCUGUCCUUCCUUGUGCCCUGCUCCUUGGUGGACCAUCUCUAUCUCCUCUCUAACGAGCACCUCCUGACUGAGGACGACGCUGCCAUCUUUGAUGAUUUGGAGAUGUCUCGUGAUGUUGUCUGUCUUGUCCAGUGCCUUCGACUGAUCGGAGAAUCAAUUUCCAUGGAAAUGGCAUUCAUCAUGGAAAUGGCUUGCUCCCGCCUCCAGCCUCCAGAAAAGGCUGCAGAGCAGAUCCUGGAGGACUUGAUAGCUAAUGACACGGAAAACGUGAUGGAGGAUAUACACAGCAAACUGCAGGAGAUCAGGAACCCCAUCCACGCCAUCGGCGUGCUCAUCCGAGAAAUGGACUACGAGACGGACGCUGACAUGGAAAGAGCUCAUCACCUGAACAUGCGCCUGAACCUCACCCAGCUGUAUGGCAGCGGCACCGCUGUCAGCGUGGUGUGCUGGGGGGUGUGCAAGAUUGCCACGAUCCGUUUCCUGAUCUGUCGGGACCUGUUGAUCCUCCAGCAGCUCUUGCUGCGGCUCGGAGAUCCUAUGGUUUUGGGAGGGGUACAGCUGUUCCAGUCUCAGCAGGACCUGCUGCACCGCACCUCUCCCCUGCUGCUGUCCUACUACCUGAUCCGGUGGGCAAGCCAGUGCCUGGCCUCGGACGUCCCCGUCGACACGCUGGAAUCUAAUCUGCAGCAUCUCUCUGUGUUGGAGUUAGCAGACACCACUGCUGUAACGCCUCAUAAGCUAGUAUCCAGCCCUCAAACGAUCGUGGAGCUGUUCUUUCAGGAGGUGGCCAGAAAACACAUCAUAUCUCGACUCUUCUUGCAACCAAACGCCUCUUUGGCUGAAACAAGUUUGAACUGGCCCCACCUCGUUACGGCCAUAGUGGCUGAGUUUCUGCCGCUCCUAUGGCCCAGCAAUCCCGGCUUCCUCUUCCCCGAGUGCCUGAUGGGGAGCUGUCAGUACACCCAGCUGCAGUCGCUGCUCUCGGAGCUCAGGUGGGAGCCGGUCUUCCCAAGGCUCUGCUCCCACGUCUCCCUUCUGGAGAUGCUGGGCUGGAAGUUUGUCCUGCGGGUGAAAUGA